This is a messenger RNA of Osmia lignaria (orchard mason bee), 819 nucleotides long. RefSeq names its product NADH dehydrogenase (ubiquinone) 13 kDa A subunit (gene ND-13A). The record is from RefSeq and is a predicted model, not a curated record. Gene Ontology annotation, cellular component: respiratory chain complex I. NCBI's taxonomy places the organism in Eukaryota, Metazoa, Arthropoda, Insecta, Hymenoptera, Megachilidae. Gene Ontology annotation, biological process: mitochondrial electron transport, NADH to ubiquinone.
AAAUAUUCAUAAUUUCUUUUCAAAAACGGACGGGUAUAAGCAUUAUAGUAUAAAUAUCCCGGUUCGCCACGGAGGCUUCCGGGCUACCGGAACUUCGGGACUUCCCCGGUGGUUUCCGUUUCCCCUUAUGGUCUCUUAUUGAACAAAUUAAUAGACUUCUUCCCUUGCACCCUUUCUUAACCUAAGAAAGCCAUGUAUGCGCGCAUUAUACCCACGCUAUAAGAAAUUAAAUAUGUAUUUAUGAUGCUAAAAAGUUUUUUAUUUUAAGAGCAGCAUCGCAAACAUUUCAUGGAAAUUCGCCAAUUUCUAUAUAAGUACGACAUCUUACCACAGAACUUAGAAGCAGAAAAUAUGGCGAAUCUAAAAGUUGUUAAAUUGCUCGAAGCUUGCAACAAACAAAAUAAAGUUAAUUUCAUAAAUAUAAUAACAAGAAAUGUACAAAGUAAAGCUCCGGCUACUGCUAAGCAAGUAACUCAUACUGGUCAGGUGUUUGAUGACGAUGAUUAUCGCAAUGUAAGAUUCAUAAAUAGACAAAAGGAAGUUAAUGAGAACUGGGCUAUUAAAUUAAUAGACGAAGUUCCUCCUGAACCUGCAAAGGACAGAAUUGUAUCUUGUAAUGGUGGUGGUGGACCUUUGGGACAUCCAAAAGUUUAUAUUAACUUGGAUAAACCUGGUAACCAUACUUGUGGAUAUUGUGGCUUAAGAUUUUACAAAGAAGAUCAUCAUUAGUGAAUAAUAUGGUACAUACAGGUUGUUAAGUAGUAAAUUAUAAAAAUAUUUUUAAAAAUAUUAUAAUAUAUAAUGGAAAUAUAAAAAGAU